CUCAGGGCUCGCCCCAAUUUCACCUGAUUCCCACAGCCCCCCAGAAUCCAUGGAUUCUCUCCUUCUCCUCUGUGCCCGCUGCAUCCUUGCCCAGCGCCCUCUUCCCCACAUUCUCCCUGGUCUGUAUCCCGUCCUUUUCCAAUUGGCAUUCCUGGAUGGAAAACACGUAGUCCUGCGGGAUUUGGUGGCCGCUUGGCCUAUCCAAGUACUCGACUUCCAGCAGCUCGUGAGGCGCCGAGAGCUCCUCGGAGAUCAUCCCCACAUCGACUACAUCGAGGCCGUCAUCCAGGCCGUGGUGGCGCAGCUCCGGCAGGAGCUGGAAGAGCCCGGCUGCGAUUUCAGCAAGCGCCGGCUGCGUGUGCUGGACAUGACCGGACUCUCAGAUUCCCUGUGCAGCCGCUCUCCGGACGGGGUGACCAUCUGGUCCAGCACUGUGGCUUUGGCCAAGGCUUUUGAGGAGGUGUCCAAGCACCAGCAGGAUUUCCAGAGGCGUGAACCUAGGCGUCUGUGGGGCAAAUCCAAGCGACACAAAGGCCGAUCCAGAGCCACUAGGGCCACAGCUGUUCUGCGGCCUUCGGGCGUGGACAUCCAUGCCGACCUCGUUGCUGACAGUUGGUCCUGUGGGAUCCUGCACAAUGCUCUCCAGGCCGCGGCUGCCGGCCCCCUGCGCCUUAAGUGCCGUGUUUUCAAAGCUGAGGACAUCUCGGCAUACGACAUCACGGCUUUGUUGGAAUCUCUGGAUCGGUCCUGUAUGCGGAGCGUGGAUCUUCGCUUCAAAAAUUUGGAAUUGGCCAAGCUCUCAGAGAUCCUGGUGCAACUCUCGCGCUUCCCAGAGCUGCGCAGCCUCAAGCUCCACAACAGCAAUGUGGACGUGCAGUGCCCGACACCAGAAUCGGCCUUCGCAAUCGGCUGGCUGACCCGGCCGCUGGAAAUUCUGCCAAUUCCUCCAUCCUCACGGGUUGUCCUGAUGGGUUAUUCCUGUUUUUCCAGCCUGCGCGUGCUGGACGUGACUGGACUCCCGGAUUCCGUGUCCAGCCACACUUCUGCCAGGUCCAUCACUAGUGCAUUGGCCUAUGCUUGCGUGGAAGUGUCUGUGUACCAGCUGAAAAUCCAGUCUCGCAGUUCCAAGCAGCACAAAGGCUGUUCCAGAGCUACUAGUGACACGGCCUUUCUGCAGCCUUUGGACCUGGACGUCCAUGCCGACCUGUGUGUUGACAGAUGGUCCUAUAGGAUUCUGCGCGAGGCUCUCAUUGCCACGCACACCGGCCCACUGCGCCUCAAGUGCCGCGUAUUCAAAGCCGAGGACAUCUCGGCAUUUGAGAUCGUGAGUUUGUUGGUAUCUCUGGAUCCAUCCUGUAUGCGGAGCGUGGAUCUUCGCUUCAAAAAUUUGGAAUUGGCCAAGCUCUCAGAGAUCCUGGUGCAACUCUCGCGCUUCCCAGAGCUGCGCAGCCUCAAGCUCCACAACAGGAAUGUGGACGUGAAGCGCCCGAUGAUGGAAUCGGCCAUCAGAACCUCCAGGCAUUCCAGGCUGCUGGAAAGUCUGCCCAGCUUCCAGGGGCUCAACCUGGGAUCCUCCGGGCUCUCUGGGAAUCUGCGCCAGAUCCGCUGCUUCCACGCUCCGGCCCUCAAAAGUUUGGAUGUGAACGGCCUUGAUGUCUCCAAAGGCUUCCUGGAGCCGCUCCAGCUGCUCCUGGAGAAAACAUCAUCCUCGCUGCUGCAUCUGGAUCUGAGGGAUUGCCGCAUGACCAGCUCUCACCUGCAUGCGCUGCUCCCAACGCUCCUAUGCUGUUCCCACUUGAGAUUCUUUGGAUGUGAACGGCUUUGA
Messenger RNA from Ficedula albicollis (Collared flycatcher), 1825 nucleotides. RefSeq names its product leucine-rich repeat-containing protein 14-like. The coding region runs from base 50 to 1825 and encodes 591 amino acids. The transcript has 4 exons. Gene Ontology annotation, cellular component: cytoplasm. The record is from RefSeq and is a predicted model, not a curated record. Lineage: Eukaryota; Metazoa; Chordata; Aves; Passeriformes; Muscicapidae.